Molecule: messenger RNA, 1936 nt
Organism: Vespa mandarinia (Asian giant hornet)
Lineage: Eukaryota; Metazoa; Arthropoda; Insecta; Hymenoptera; Vespidae
Molecular function (GO): protein binding
Source: RefSeq, a predicted model, not a curated record
UUUUUCCAUAUCUCUAAGAAACACAGAGAUAAUAAAAGCGAUAAAAGUUAUUGUCCCACUCUGUAUUAUUGCACUAUCUAACUUUUGAUUCACUAUCAGACGUUAAAAUUGUGUCAAUCAAGAAGGUGGAAAUUGAAGAUUGUAUUCAUAAUGUGGCAAUCAAGUACGUUUAUUACCCAUAUGGCUAUUAUUAGCAUGGGUUUCAUUCACGGUGUAUUUGCUACGACGAUAUCAAUUUAUUCGAAGAACUUCGAAGAAGAUCUUAGUCUUCACUUCGAAGAACCUAUGGACAAGUGCGAUAAUUCGGAUUAUGAAAUCGUAAAACUUGUUAAAAUGGGAAUAAACGUUUUAAGGGAAAACUUCAUCGAAAGCGCGAACGUGCGAUCUAUCAAUCUCGAAGACAACUCUAUCAUUGAUAUCUCUCCGGAUGCUUUCAAAGCUAUUCCAAAUUUGAUCUGUCUCAAUCUUGGACAGAACGCUGCAAAGAAUAUAUUCAACAAAUUUUUAAAUUAUUUUUACCAUCCUUCAUUAGUGAAACUAAACUUACAUCGAGCUUCUGCAAAAACAGUUGCGUACGAUUAUGAAAAUCUACGUUCAUAUCCUGACACUGCAAUACCGUUAAAAAGUUUCCUACCUCAUGUCACGCAUUUGGAUAUUAGCGGAAAUAAUUUAGAAUAUUUACCUCAGUAUUUUAAAUCUUCAUUUCCCAGUUUAACGCAUCUUUACUUGUCGGGUAAUAGAUUGACAAAUUUGGACAAUAUUCCUCCGUCAACACAAGUUAUAUAUCUUGAAAGAAAUGAUUAUAAUAUUAAACCGUUGUAUUUUCCAAAAAAUAUUUCUGCUUUAUUUCUUAAUGAUAAUACUAUAACAAGUUAUAUUAGAGACUUUGAUAACCUUAAUGUAUUGUCUAUUCGUAAUUGCAAGAGCUAUUAUUCAGGGACUUGCGGAGUUGAAAAAUGUAAAAAUCUUGUUGAUUUGGAUAUGUCAUCAAACAAAAUUAAAUACAUUUAUAAAGAUGAUUUUGAAACAUUGAAAUCUUUGCAACGUCUUUCUUUAGAUCAUAAUACUCUUUCAAUCUUAUCUUUUUUAACCCAUUUGUCUUCUCUCACAGAUCUGUCCAUAGCAUAUAAUAAUCUAACCAAUAUCACGUCGGAUAACAUCGCGCGUCUUGGACGUUUGAAAACACUAAAUUUGCGUGGAAAUCGUAUUUCGAUAAUUUCGGAAAAUGCUUUCUUGAAUUUGAAUAUGUUAAAAAAACUUGAUCUUGCGGAAAAUAAACUAACUACUCUUCCUGCUACAUGGAUGAAUACUUUGACAAAACUGCGCUAUCUUAAUUUACAAUCGAAUUUCUUUACUAGCAUCGAAAACAUGUCGAUAUAUAGUUAUUCAAAUUUAAAUCACUUAUUUGUGCGCAACAACAGUUUUAUACAGAUAAAAAUGAAGAGUUUAGAGAGAUUACCUUCAUCUGUUGUCAUUCAUGUAACAUAGAUUUAUAAUUUUACGUAUAUAACAUAAAUGGUUUUUAGUAUUUUUAAAAUUAUUAAUUAUUAUGAAUAGCAUAAUAUAUAUUUUUGUCAUCAUUUAUAAUAUAGUAUGUUUAAUGAAAUAUUAUCAAUUGCGAACAAUUUGUAUUGUGUUCGUUAAUCUUAUUUUUAUCAAUUUAAUUAUUAAUUCGAUCGAUUAAUUAACUUUAUUUUUAAUAAUAUCAGGAAUAAAGUAAAAUAGAUGUGAUUGUUUUAUUCGUAGAUCUGAAAACCUAUAUAAAUUAUCAACGAACACUGAUUAUAAUGACAACAUUACGUGGAGUCGAUGAGAGUUCACUUAUUGAAAUCGCAAAAUGAGAAUGUUAUAGAGAUACAAAUAUUCAAUUUCAUCAUUUAUUUGCACGAGAUUGUAGUGAUGUAUUGAAACAGAAAAAUAAAGACAAAAAUAUUAA